AGGUGAGAUAAUAAAGUGGGCAACUGAGAAGUGGUAAAAUCUUGCUGCUGAGAGAGAGAGAGAGAGAGAGAGAGAGAGAGGGGGAGAAGAAAGAGAAAGACUCUCUGCAAGUCUCUCUGAGAUUCUCUCUAUAUAUCAUCUAUCUAUUCUAGGGUUUCUUCAAAUUCUUGGAAAAUCUUUUCCCACGCUUUCCCGAGAAACAAACUGGAAUAGAAGCAAGAAAAAGAAAAUAGAAAAACCAUUGCAAAAUCGGACCAAGGGACAAGGACUUAAAAAGACCAAGCUCCAAACUUGAACAAAGACAGAACCAGAAAUCUCUAGACCAUUCAUUCAUUCUUUUUCUUUUUUUCUUUUUUUGUUUUUCUCCAUUGCUACAAUGCUUGGUAUUGGACACUGUUGCUAAAAGGGUCGGCUUCAUUUCCUUUGCAUUCUUCUGAAAAACCCUAGCUUUUUUGAGAUGGAGAGGUCUAGAUCUAAGAGGAACUACUACUAUGACCAAGAUUAUGAUUCGGAGACAGUAGGUAGGACCAGACCACGGUACAAUCACCACUACGGGACCAAUAAUCAUCGCCACCGUGGCAACGGUGGUGGUGGUGGAGGAGGAGGACGACCCUCUAAGCCCCAGCAAGACCCAAAUCUUAUGGUGACCACCAGUUACCGAAUCCUCUGUCACGACAUGAAAGCAGGUGGUGUAAUCGGCAAGUCCGGUAGCAUCAUAAAGUCGAUUCGCCAGCACACCGGCGCGUGGAUCAACGUGCACGAGCUGAUCCCCGGCGAUGAGGAGCGAAUCAUUGAGAUUUCCGAUACCCGGCGGCGAGACCCGGAGGGUCGAAUGCCGGCAUUCUCGCCGGCACAAGAAGCCCUGUUAUUGAUCCACCAGAGGAUACUUGACAGUGAUGCUGCUGGUGGUGGUGGAGGAGGAGAGGAGGAGGAAGAGUACGGUGGUGGGAUAAGAGGUGGAGGAGGUGGUGGUGGGAACAGAGUGGCGACUAGGCUUGUUGUUUCGAGAAUGCAUGUUGGGUGUUUGCUUGGGAAAGGAGGGAAGAUAAUUGAGCAAAUGAGGGUUGAGACAAAGACCCAGAUUAGGAUUUUGCCUAGAGAUCAUAACCUGCCUCGCUGUGUUUCAAUGUCGGAGGAGAUUGUUCAGGUUGUAGGUGAUGUAAUUGCUGUAAAGAAUGCAAUAAAUGUGAUUUCAGCACGCUUGAGGGAGAGUCAGCAUCGUGACCGUAGUCAUUUCCAUGGGCGUGUACAUUCACCAGAACGUUUUUUUCCUCCUGAUGAUGAUUACCUUCCUCAAAUGAACAAUAAUGCACGAAGGUCACCUAUGGAUAGUGCUGCUUUUGGAUCACGAGUACUUACCACCAACAUAAGAAGCAACAAUUAUGCAUCACGUUCAUCUAGUUUUACAAAUGAACCUGGUUCUUCUUCCUUAGGUGAAAGCAUGCAGCCAUUUUAUGGUGAGGACCUUGUGUUCCGAAUACUUUGUCCAAUUGACAAGGUUGAUAGUGUUGUUGGAGAGUCUGAUGGAAUUAUAGAUCUCCUUCGAAAUGAAAUUGGUGUGGAUGUAAAGGUUACUGAUACUGUGGCUGGUUCAGAUGAACAGAUAAUUAUCAUAUCUUCUGAGGAGGGUCCCGAUGAUGAGCUGUUUCCUGCUCAAGAAGCUCUAUUGCAUAUCCAAACUCGUAUUGUUGAUCUUGCCCCAGAUAAAGACAACUUUAUAACUACUAGAUUACUUGUCCCAUCUAGUGAUAUUGGGUGUCUAGAGGGAAGAGAUGGAUCAUUGUCAGAGAUGAGGAGGUUAACUGGUGCAAAUAUACAUAUUCUGCCAAGAGAAGAACUUCCAACCUUCAUAUCAGCAAAUGAUGAAGUUGUACAGAUAGUAGGGGAGAUAAAAGCAGCUCGAGAUGCUCUUGUUGAAGUGACAUCUAGACUACGAAGUUACAUGUAUAGGGAUUUCUUUCAGAAUGAUGCAGCACCAUCUUCUGUUUCUGUAUCGAGUGGAAUGGGCAAUGCUCUUGGAUGGGAGACCUCCUCUCCUAGAAGUGUAACUCCUGGUCGUGAUGGUUAUACCGGAAGUGAUCCUCCUAUAGAAACCUAUCAUAAUGCACAUACUGUGGCAACAACUCAGGCAUCAAAGGACACUGGAGGAACAGGUAGUGAAAUAACAAAGCAGAAUGAAAAUGAUCGGCGUGAAGAUGUGCCAAGUGCAUUGAAUAGAAUCCCUGUGCCACUUGUGACUAGAAGCACACUCGAAGUUGUCAUACCGGAGCCUGCAGUUCCAAAGCUUAUAACAAAAUCAAAAAACAAGCUCGCACAGAUCAGUGAGUUAUCAGGAGCGAAUGUAACCCUGGUGGAUGACAGACCAGAGUCCACACAAAAGGUCAUUCAGAUAUCAGGAACUCCUGAGCAGGCAGAGAGAGCUCAGAGCUUGCUCCAAGGCUUCAUUUUAAGCACUCAAGAAGAUGGCCCGUAGGUUGGUAAGAGCUCCAUCCACACUUUCAAAAAGCUGCUGGGCCUAGUGCUGCGUGGGUGCCAUUGAAUUUUCACCGGUAACGUAUGAUGAUAUGAUUUUCCAUUUCUAAAAAAAAAAAAAAAAAAAAAAAUGUAUGAACCUAGAGAGAGGUAGAAGAGAUUUUAUAUUUCUUGGUUUUGGGGCACAAGAAUAGCUUGUAUGAAUGUAUCCCGCUGUAAAUUCAUUUAUGCAUUUCGGUUUCUGUUUUCUGCGAUGUUCCAAUUUUUCCUUUUUGUGUAACCAUGACGCAACCCAGAAAAUGAAAAAAACAGGAUUUUUUGUUUUACAUA
Molecule: messenger RNA, 2802 nt
Organism: Ziziphus jujuba (common jujube)
Lineage: Eukaryota; Viridiplantae; Streptophyta; Magnoliopsida; Rosales; Rhamnaceae
Product: RNA-binding KH domain-containing protein RCF3
Exons: 8
Coding region: 458-2473 (671 amino acids)
Biological process (GO): regulation of gene expression
Cellular component (GO): cytoplasm; nucleus
Molecular function (GO): mRNA binding
Source: RefSeq, a predicted model, not a curated record